GUUCAGCAGCUGAGGCUGAGACGAUAUAAACAGGGGUGAGUUCAAACCUCAGUCAGCUGCUGCUGAUCAUCUUCUGAUAUCCUGUCACCACCUGAAGACGAAGACAUUUGCAGAGGAAUUUCUAAAAGUGAACACAAGACCUCUCUCAUCAUGGAUAUAAACAUCGUUAUGCUGAACGGGACUUCCCACACACUGAGCGUGCACCCAGGGGACACAGUGGGCUCUCUGAAACAACGCAUCCAGGACAAGUUUGGAGUCCCCUGUGAGAAGCAGAAGCUGAUGUUUGUGAAUGGUCAGAAGACUCACCUGAGCGAUGACGUAAUGUCCAUCAGCUCCUACGGUUUGCACCCCGGUGCCACUGUGUCCCUGCUGGUGAUCGAGCCGCCAACCAUCCAGGUGUUCGUCAGAAACGAGAAGGGGAAGCUCAACACCUAUGAUAUCAAACCUGAUGAGACUGUGGACAUACUCAAGAGCAAGGUCCAGAGCAUAGAGGGGGUCCCGGUAAGCCAGCAGAGGCUCAUUCACCAGGGCAGAGAGAUGGCGGGGGGCAAACUGGCGGACUACAACGUCACUGCCAACAGCACCAUCGACAUGAGUAUGCGCCUGAGAGGAGGCUGAGGACUAUUAAAUCUGAACAUU
Epinephelus moara (kelp grouper) is the source of this 639-nucleotide messenger RNA. RefSeq names its product ISG15 ubiquitin like modifier (gene isg15). The coding region runs from base 151 to 618 and encodes 155 amino acids. The transcript has 2 exons. Gene Ontology annotation, biological process: protein ubiquitination; modification-dependent protein catabolic process. Gene Ontology annotation, molecular function: protein tag activity; ubiquitin protein ligase binding. Lineage: Eukaryota; Metazoa; Chordata; Actinopteri; Perciformes; Serranidae. Gene Ontology annotation, cellular component: cytoplasm; nucleus. The record is from RefSeq and is a predicted model, not a curated record.